Molecule: messenger RNA, 2980 nt
Organism: Acipenser ruthenus (sterlet)
Lineage: Eukaryota; Metazoa; Chordata; Actinopteri; Acipenseriformes; Acipenseridae
Gene: pcbp4
Product: poly(rC) binding protein 4
Exons: 14
Coding region: 332-1699 (455 amino acids)
Biological process (GO): negative regulation of mRNA splicing, via spliceosome
Cellular component (GO): nucleus; cytoplasm
Molecular function (GO): mRNA binding
Source: RefSeq, a predicted model, not a curated record
GGGGUUGCGGCUUGCACCUUGGCAGAUGGUCUUACCCAGAGUGCAUUGUUUUCAUUUAGCCUCUCAUUUGUCUGUUGUAAUUGGAUCCCAGUGGGGGAGUCCGGAGCUGCUGCCUGCCUGCCUGCCUCCCUGUUCUGGUUUUAUUGUUACUGAGUGACAUCAGGAUUGUUUGUUACAGUAAAGCGUCUUACUGACAAUGUGGAACACAACAGCAGGGGACUUAUAGACACACCUGGAUUUGUCUUGUUUUUCCUAAAAUACGGAAAGAUCUGCAAAGCAUUUAAAAGAACAACAUACUUGUGUGAGGGAUUUGGUGCCCUGAGCUACUUUCAUGCGUCUCCCUGCCUCCGACUCCCAAACCACAAUGAACUGUGAGCAAGACCUUGUCGAAGGGGGGCUGAACGUCACCCUCACUCUGAGGCUCCUCAUGCACGGAAAGGAAGUUGGCAGUAUUAUAGGAAAGAAAGGAGAAACGGUGAAAAGAAUUAGAGAAGAGAGUAGCGCACGUGUCAACAUCUCAGAAGGGUCCUGUCCAGAAAGGAUCAUCACCAUGACAGGCACAAUGGACGCCGUGUUCAGAGCUUUCACCAUGAUUACACUCAAACUGGAGGAGCAGGAUCUCAGCACGUUGGUUUCGAACGGCGCAGUCACCAGUAAACCUCCAGUGACCCUGCGGCUCGUCAUCCCAGCCAGCCAGUGUGGCUCGCUCAUAGGCAAGGGAGGCUCCAAGAUCAAGGAAAUCAGGGAGAGCACAGGUGCACAAGUUCAGGUAGCAGGAGACCUACUACCCAACUCCACAGAGCGAGGUGUGACGAUAUCUGGUACGCCGGAUGCUAUCAUACUGUGUGUCAAACAGAUCUGCGCAGUCAUUCUUGAGUCUCCGCCUAAAGGUGCCACCAUUCCAUAUCGCCCCAGUCCCUCCCCAGGUUCAGUAAUUAUCUCAGGCAAUCAGGUUCUCAACGAAGCCCAUGAUUUUGGUUUUCACCCAUUCUUUUCCAUGGCUCAAGAAAGUCUGCAGCUGCAACAUCAUGCCUAUUCACUACAGAACCAAUACGGCAUUCCACAUUCAGAGUUGGUCAAGCUCCACCAGCUGUCUAUGCAGCAGGGCACCCUUGCUCCCAUGGGCCAGACGACCGCUGCUGUCCUUCCUGGAAUGGAGGCCACUUCUCAGACAACAUCCCAGGAGCUUCUCAUUCCAAAUGAUCUGAUUGGCUCCAUCAUUGGCCGGCAAGGAAGCAAAAUCAACGAGAUCAGACAGGUGUCUGGAGCACAAAUCAAAAUCGGCAAUCAGCUGGACGGUACGAGCGAUCGUCACGUGACCAUCACCGGCUCGCCAGUCAGCAUCAACCUGGCACAGUACCUCAUCACCUCAUGUUUAGAGACCGCUAAAUCCACCGCCCAGCCCUCCUCCAUCACGACCCCCGUUGACCUCAACAUGACCUUCACCCAGCCUGCCUCCCCCACCUCCAGCUCGGCUGCAGCGCUAGCGGCAAUGAGCGGCAUGCCCCAUGGGCACAUGCUGGGGGCUCCCUACGCCCUUCCCCUGUCCAGCCUCCUGGGAAUGAAAUCCGUCCCCUUCCUCACUUUGUCUGCACCCUCUGCUGCAUCCCACGGGACCUUAGCUUCCUAUACGUCCAAAAUCUCCUCCGCCAACAAUGGGAUCAAGAAGCCAGAGAGGCAGAAGUUCGCCCCCUACUGAAAGACGGAAGGAAGGACGCCCUCUUUUUUAUUUUUUGGCAUUUUAGAAAGCUGGAUGUUAGCUAGAACUGUCCGAAUGACUGUAGCCCUUUGUUUGUGCCCAUAUUUAGAGAUGACUUGUAUAGCUUUAAAAGAUGUAACCCCUUUCAGAAGACACUGGAAGACAUACCUGCCAACAUUGCGGCUUUGACUCACAGACUACUCCGCAGAAAUAAAAUUCCUAUUUAUUGAUUUUAAUAUAAAAAUCCCCAUUUACAGUUUGUAAAUUAUACACCGAUAGUUGAUUUUAUGUAUCUAGAUUUGCUUUUAUAAAAUAACGACGCUUUAAAUGCUUGUAAAUGUUUGUUUGCUGUUUUUUUCUAUAUAUGAACAGUGUAAAUCUGGUCAUUUGAUCAAAAUUAUUAUCAUUUUUUUUGUUUUGUUUUUGUAAAUUUGCUACAAGUGGUUGGGGGCUUAUUGGUCAAAUGCUUUUCAAUUCCCAAAUGUUGGCAGAUAUGCAUUACAAUAAUUGAUGCUCUAUAUAUCAAGUUUUGAUACAAGACAGCUCCACAAAGCACUCUCCAAAAGGCUUUUGGCAGUUCCUAUUAUGCAGCUGUAAAAAUAUGUUAUUCGUAAUGGGGAACCUGUAAUUGAUGCAGAGUUUGUCCUAAAAAAUAAUAAUGAUAUAAAUAUGUACUUAGAGAGUUUUUUUGUUGCCACUUUCCACGAUAUACAUUAUUGAAACUGGAUUUUAAAUGAUGUGGGUAUGGAAAAAUGAAAAGCUUGUUCUGUAUUCCCAUAAAAUCUUGUUCCUAAAUGUUUGUGGCAAAUGGCAUCCACUAAAGAGUGUUGCGACUUUUUUUAUUAUUCUAAUUAUUAUAGACUGGUUUGCAUGAAUAUGAGACUCGCAGGACAGGCUGUCUAUGCAAAGAUUCUGUUCAGCUGUGGUUCUGAAGUGUUGCUCAUAUCCAGAGAAGUUUACAUGAUGCUCAUUGGGUAGCAGAAUGGGCACUGGCAUUCAAGUUAGAUGCCAGCGCUGUUCCUGCUCUGUGUCUAAAGAGAGUUCAGUCCUCAGUGCUGUCACUCCAGCACCUUUCACAAGAACCGAAUUUAUUACAAAAACAAUUCAGUAAAAUGUUUGCACUUGAAAUUUUUAUUUUUCAAUGAAGGCCAAAAAUUGUUUUACUAAUGAAUAUGUUUUCUUAUACAGGCUUUUCAUUUUAGACAUUUUGUGAACCAGGUUAUUUUAUUUAUUAUCAUUUUCUUUUGAUCAAUGCCGUUAAAUAAAUGAAUACUGUAUUAA